Molecule: messenger RNA, 1679 nt
Organism: Talpa occidentalis (Iberian mole)
Lineage: Eukaryota; Metazoa; Chordata; Mammalia; Eulipotyphla; Talpidae
Gene: CHCHD1
Product: coiled-coil-helix-coiled-coil-helix domain containing 1
Exons: 3
Coding region: 35-391 (118 amino acids)
Biological process (GO): mitochondrial translation
Cellular component (GO): mitochondrion; nucleoplasm; mitochondrial ribosome
Molecular function (GO): RNA binding
Source: RefSeq, a predicted model, not a curated record
GGCGCCGAAGAGCCUGCUGGGAGUUCAGUGCGCAAUGGCGGCGCCCAGUCUGCGAGGUCGCCUAGCGCGGCUUGGAAACUCACAGAAACCUGUAUUGAAACCCAAUAAGCCCCUCAUUCUAGCUAACCGCGUCGGAGAACGUCGCCGGGAGAAAGGCGAGGCGACCUGUAUCACGGAGAUGUCUGUGAUGAUGGCUUGCUGGAAGCAGAAUGAAUUCCGCGAUGACGCGUGUAGAAAAGAAAUCCAGAACUUCUUCGAUUGUGCUUCAAGGGCUGAGGCAGCCCGAAAGAUGAGAUCAUUCCAGGAUACCAUGGGAGAGUCUGGAUAUUUACCCGCCAAGAAGUUGACUAAGUUGUUACAGAGGUUUCCUAACAAAUCUCAUGUCAGCUGAAGAUGGAAAAGUAUUUUCAAUCACUGGACUAUAACCUCUGAGAACUAUGGAGAGACGUUUUUAGAGACAUUUGCACUGCUCAUUUCUUUUAGAAAGGUAAAGGAGGCCAAACACUCUUCCCCCUACCCCUUUAGAAUCUUUGGAAGUAAAACUUGAUCUUGAAUAAAAUCUAAAGAGAACUUUGCCUUUUGUUGUGGGUUAGGUACUCCCUUUAUACUUGAACCCUGCAUAAAGGUUUCUAGUCCUCCCUAGACUCUGAAAGUUCCUUGCUGCAAGCAGCAGAAGAAAAACUUGCCUGCAUUUGAAGUCCUUUACACCAUGUAUUGCCCUUGUUGUAGAUACCUGAAGUCUGCCUGUAUACAUAUUUUUUUUGGCCAUCAAGUAUUUAGUAACUCCCUAUUUUGUGCAUAGAUGCUGCAAAAAGCUUCCAGAACACUCAAAAGUUCACAACCUAGUGACCCAAAGGUAUUGCAGAUGUAUUUCCUUUGGUUCAUACAGUUGAAAAUUCACUUUUAAGUUGAAAUAGGAAAAAAUGUCAUAAAAAUCCACUUUUUAGUUUUUCUUCAAAAAUGAAAAGAUCUGGCAAUAAUCAUGUAGAGCUGAUUAUCAUUUGUCUCCAUUCUCUAGGGGCCUAUCCUCUGGACUCUCCCAAAUGGUGAAAUACACUGAAUUGGCCAUCUGAUUUGUGUAUCACCUCUCCCUUCUCAUAGUUAUCUACCUGUUGCUAAAGGCAUUUCUUUUUGUGAAUCCCUGCUAUUAGAAACAAUUGUAUAGCGUUUUAUGUAUAUUCUGCCAUUUUAGGCAUAACUGAGUUAACUUUUUUUAAUAUAUCUGACAGUAUUAAAUGGACAGAGGGAUUGGGGCAGGGGAGGUUAAAACUCCAGUGGGAUAAUUAGUGAAGGAUUCUUGCUUCCUGGACUCCCCACAGCUACCUCUUAACAAAAUCCUCAUACCCCUUGAAUAGAGUCUUGGGCAAGUUGGUCUGUUUAGCUAGGGAAAGCAGCUCAGUCUCAGGCACUUUGGACUAAGGAGUUCUUUACUUAGGGUCAAUAGACUCCCAGUAAGAGGUGUGUGGUGGAUGGGGAAAAAAAUUAUAUCUUUAACUGGAGCUGAAAUUUAGCAUUUUAUUUAGGACUGUAGGUAAUAAACUGUGGUGUCAUUAGCAAUACCUACCUGAAAUCACAGUGUUUUCAUAUAUUACAGUUGGUUUCAGAUAUCUCACUUUCAUCGCUGGCUUCAAAAUUAUGGUAGUUAAUUACAUUUGCUGUUGGAUCUUUCUGUUUAAAUA